Mustela erminea (ermine) is the source of this 5199-nucleotide messenger RNA. It is a transcript of the gene C5H15orf62, whose product is annotated as chromosome 5 C15orf62 homolog. Lineage: Eukaryota; Metazoa; Chordata; Mammalia; Carnivora; Mustelidae. The record is from RefSeq and is a predicted model, not a curated record. The transcript has a single exon. Bases 2397 to 2924 code for a protein of 175 amino acids.
CCUGGGGGGCAGGGGGCAACCAGGGGAAGUCGGUCAGGGCAGCAGGGUGCAGCCCCACAUUCCAGACUUGGAGAGCUGGCCUAGGCAGAACUAGUCCUGAGUCAGGGAGUGAGGAGGCCCCAUACUUCUCAGCGGGCCCUCCUCCCCUCCAUCCGGAGCAGCUAUCAGCCCCCGCCCCCCAGGCCUUCCACCCACAGUCAGCCCUGCUCCAUCUUGGGCUGAAUCAUUCCAUGCGCCCGCCAGGGCCAGGCCGUCACCCUUCAUUGCCUCCCCGCCCUUUAUUUGACACUCCUUUCCGCCUCCUGUGGCUCCUGCUUCUCACAGGUUUCCAGUGAUGACACUGUCAGAGGGACAGAAAUGCCCUGGGCUCUGCAAGACCACCACCCCCUCCCGGCUGCCCACCUUCCCGCGGUGCACACUUGGCUCCUGCCUGGACACCAGAGCGGGGAGCCCUGCCCUAAAGCCAGCCUCUGUCAGCCCCCCGCACUGGAAGGAGAGAGAAACACGCAUGAGGCCACUCCCCUCCUAAAAAUACACACCAGGCCUGCUGGAGGGCAGGGCCCGUGCCUUUUUCUUUUAUGAUCUUGCCAGCACAGUGCGGGGGAGUAAGCAGUGCUAUAUGUCAAUAAUCAAAAGACUAAUAAACAACCAACCCAACAUGCCAGUGUUGUGGGCCCAAGAGGCAGCCCUGCGAUGGAGCUCCGAUCCUCCCACCCCCUCCAACCCCACACUGCCAUAGGGUCUACCGCAGGGACCAAAGCACUUCUUCCAUCAGUAUAGCUAAAGCUGUGUGAAGCGUGAGGCCCACCUGAGCUGGCACACAGUGAGCCAGGCCAGGGGGUGCGGACACAGCCAACUGCAGAGCCUGUCCUGUGGCAGACCCAGCGAGUGCUCGCUCACUAAUAAGCUGGGGGAGGUUCAGUGGUCAGUGACCUGGGGAAUAUGAAGGGAGUGACCCGGGUUAAGAUGCCAGACCAUGGCCAACUGGUUUGAGGUUAGGGCUGUACAGAACCAGGAAGUGUGACUCAGCCCAGGACCAGCACCCCCCCACCACCCGCCACUUCUCUAACCAUUCCAGCCUCCUUUUCUGUCCCAGAACAAGAGCCCUCCCAGCCAGGCCCACCUACCUAACCUGGCCCAGGGCACAGCUGACACUUUAAGGCAGCCCUGUGUGGCUCAGCCCUUUCCACAGCGGGGGGACCCCAAAGAAGGCGCAGGUGACCCAAGGGGAAGGACUGGAGCAAGGCAGGAGGAGGCAGCAGGACCUCGGCCCUCAACUGCUCCCUCCUGCCCUGAGGCUAUGGGAGUAAAUCCAGGAAGAUGAGAAACUGCCAGACUGGGUGUCAGGCGGAGGGGAGAGCAGCUCCCCCAUUUCCAAGGUAAGGCUGCCCUGCAGAGCAAACCUCAGAGGCACCCUGGCAUGCCCUGAGCCCAGCCAAGGGAGGGGCCAGCCCUUUAUAGGCAUGGGGCUGCUUCCCGUUAACACACCCUCUGCCUCUUCCCCCUCGUACCUGCAGGUUUGGCUAAUGAGGGCCUGUCACCAGGCCCCAGGACUGAGUCACCCACACUAGUGACAGGUCUCUCUUCCUUCCCCAACAACUGUUCCACAUGCCUGCCUUUCAAUUAAUACCCACCCUCCUGGGGCCCCUCCCUCGAAGACACUUGGGGGCUGAAGGGGGUUAGGGCCCCAGGCAGAGAGGCUGCAGGGGGAAAAGGAAGCAACAGUGGUGACGCACAAAGCAGGGCUGCCCCCAGAGAGUCCUCAGGGGAAUCCGAAGCUCCCCAGUGCCCGGGGGUGUUGGCCACAGCUGGCCCAAUCCCAGCCCUCGGAUGCUGCAAUUACCUAAGAGCAUGAAACCUGGCUUCCCACCUGACUGAGUCACCUGAAAACAACAAUCCCCACUGCCACACACCGGCACAAACAGCCAAGCCACUCAUCAGAGUCCGGGCGCUGCGGCGGAGAGGCCAAGUUCAGGGGACGGGAAGGCAAGGUGAGCUCGGGCCCACCCAGAGCAGCGGCCCCCAGGGAAGCAGCCCAGGCCGCUCCAGCACCGCGACAUCCAUCAUUGGCACUUCAGAUGGGGCUGCCCGCACUGCGACUCCAGUAAGUGCUGCUUCUUCCUCCUGGGGUUUUUCCCCACUGUCUGAUCAAGUAACCAGGCCAAGCCUAUCCCUCUGGGAAACUCCUGUUGCCAGGAACUCCCACCCCUCAGCUCUCCCAGACAAAAGGACCCUCGUCCCAGGACCUCUUGCUGCCGCCCAAGAUGCUGGCCAAAAGUCUAUGCUUCUAGCCAGGGCUGUCCCCACGCUCUAGCCAGUCAGUGCUCCAGCAAGGACCCCAUGGUGACUAGCUACUCUUGAACUGGGCUGCUUGUCUGCUGGCUCCCCUGCAUGCCAUGGAGACCUGGCGGAAAGGCUCCUUCCGCAAUGCCUCCUUCUUCAAGCGACUGAGCCUGGGGCGGCCACGGCGACUCCGGCGACAGGGCAGCGUGCUCAGCCAGGCGAGUACGGCUGGCGGGGACCACGAGGAGUACAGCAACCGAGAAGUCAUCCGGGAGUUGCGAGGGCGGCCAGAUGGCCGGCGCCUGCCUCUGUGGGGGGACGAGCAGCCCCGGGCCACCCUGCUGGCCCCGCCCAAGCCUCCCCGCCUCUACCGAGAGAGCUCCAGCUGCCCCAACAUCCUGGAGCCCCCGCCCGCCUACCAAACGGCCUACUCGGCCACCCUGCCUUCUGCGCUCUCACUGGCAGGCGCCCUCCACCACUACUCUGACAAUGACCUUCUGGACACUCCCCCCUUCCAGGGGACACCUGCUCCAGACCUCAGUGAUCCCUUCUUCUCCUUCAAAGUGGACCUGGGGAUUUCACUUCUUGAGGAAGUUCUACAGAUGCUGAGGGAGCAAUUUCCGAGUGAACCUAGCUUCUGAAUGGGGUGCGGGUGGGCAGAGGUGGGGUCACUGGAAGAGCCGGAAGCCUGGAAGGAGGGUACAGCUGCAGAUUCAGGAGAAUUAGGAAGAGAAAUCCAGGAUCAUGCCUGCCCUCCAGGUCCUGAAGUCCUCCACAUCACCUGGGAGCGGAGGCACAGAGGCAAGCUGGAAGUGCUGUGAGGGGGCACUUGGUGGCAGAAGCCCUGAAGGCAGUUGGCUGGGCUGGGCAAGGGAGGCCAUGCCUGUAACCACAGGGACGGGGCAGAGGCCAGCAGAGGGGGAGGACAGCACAAAGGGUGAGUCCAGGGGAGUGGAGGACAUGCAGACUGCGUGGGUCAGACAGGUGUCCUGCACUGGCCCCUUAGAACCCACUGUUAACAGAGAGGCAUCACAGGAUAGGGCAAGGCAAAAUGGGUCCCACCCACUAACUGUGUGUGGCUGUUCAAAUUGAAAUUAAGUAAAAUUAAGAAUUUAGUUCCAUGGCUGCACUAGCUACAUUUCAAAUGUUCAGCAGCCACACGUGAUGAAUGGCUACCACUUUGGACAGUGCUGGCUGAACAUGAACAUCACUGGAGAAAGCCCUAGCAGGCAGCUUGGGUCUAGGCCAUGGCCUGGAGCCAUGAGUGCACAGUGGGGUAAGGGGAUAAACAGGACCUGCAGGGAAGGGGAGGGACUGGCAGAGUAAAAAAAGAGAGGCAGGUAGAGGUGCACAGUACAACUCGGGGGGAAGGGCAAACAAAUCACUUGCCAAAAAGGGACAAGACAAGCCGCCCAGGCAGUUGUCCAGAGCACGCCUGGUGCCCAAGGAAGGAGGCUAUAGGAAAUGGCAGCCAAAGGCACAGGCACAGCCUGCAAAGGGGUGCUUGGGGCAGUUCCCAGAAUUUUAGUGAUGGGAACCCUUGGGAAAUGUAGCGGGAACAGUGGCAGAUUUCCCUUUCUGCCCCAAGAGCAUAGGAGAACUGGAUCAGGAAUGGACACGAAGCCUGUGGCUGUUACUGUGAAGCAGCUCAGGAGGUCUCCAGAAUCCUCCACCAGGAUUGAGGAGCUCUGCCUUGCCCAACCCCCCUGACGAUGGGGGCCUGCUACCCAGGGCCGGCCCACUGGUCAAGGCCAAGGGCUGUGCUACUGCCCCCAUCUCAUGGCCUGGCCAGAAGACUUGCAACCAGAACUCAGACUGGCUGGCCACGUGGUUCUGACACUACAGGCCUCUCCAAGCCUGGCAGAGAGGGAGAGGAAGCUUCGACGCACACGGCUUCCAUACCCAUACCAACAGCCUCCCUCUUCCCUCCUCUGUGCGGACUUGCGGAGUUCAAAGGCUCCCCUCUGGAUGCAAGAGAAAAUGAAUAAAGUCCUUUGUAACAUGGCCUAUGGACUGUCCUCUGGGGCUGUGAAAUGCUGGAACUUAACAGUGGGGAAUGAGGUCUCUAAGGAAGGGCUCCUGCCCGUUCAUCUUUCUCCUCUGUCCCGGUCCUGGGCCACACUCCCAGCCAGCUGAGAGCACACAGGCGAGCAGGCACAGCUGAGGCAAUGAGAGCAAAGUCCUGCGGACCCUGGGGACCCUCUCCCCCACGGAGUGGGCUGUGAGCAUGGCAGCCUGAGGCUCCCAACAGAUCCAAGGGCCAUUUCAGGGAAGGGACAGCUCUGGGCCCGAAGGCUCUCUGUCCUGCCAAAGUGGGCCAGUGUAACCAGGGCCAGGUGUGUGCAGGUGGCGAACAGAAACCCUCACAAAGCUGGAAGGCUGAGAGCCGGCGCCAGAUCUGUGCCACACCACAAGGCAUCUGUGCAGGCAGCGCCCUGGGACCGGCAGAGGCGCCAGUGCUGGUACUGAGGAGGCUUCCUCUUGCCUGCUGGCCCCUGCCCCAGGCAGCUCCAGACACCCUGGGAACAGGAGCCGGUGGGAGUGGCGGGGGACAAGAGGGCGCUCAAGCUGCCUGCAGCACCAGGUAGUCAAAGCACCCAGGGCUUCACACAACAACCAAGCAGCCUGGGGGCCAGAAAAGCCCCUCAGGGUGAGGGUAGGAGCCCCAGCCAGACACGGGUUGUGGCGGGAAAGUAAGGUCUAAGUAUUCUGUGUGGGCUGGGGUCCUAGCACUCAGAGACAGAAAGAGUCAGGACAGAAUCCCAGUCCUGUUUAGGCUGGCAAACCUGCCAGUCUCACUCUGCUCCUAACAACCUGGAUUUGGGAGGAAAGGGCCCCGAGCAGAGCCCAGACAGGAAAAGGUCCCACAAACCCUAAGCAGACCCGGCUGACGGAGGUGUGGUUCCUUACCUGUGA